AGACAUGGUGCCAAUUCAAGCGGUUGAGAGAGAUGGUUUUAAACAGCUUUUAAAGACGUUAGAUCCAAGAUACACACUGCCUGGACGAAAAUACUUCAGUGAAACAGCGCUACCUAAAUUGUAUGAAUCAUGUCGCCAAACUCUUGCGCAUGAAGUGCAGAAGGUUUUACAUUUUGCCACAACAACCGAUUUGUGGACAAGCAGAACGUCAGAGCCAUACCUCUCCCUUACGGCACAUUUCAUUGAUGAAACUUGGCAACUCCAAAGCUACUGUCUGCAGACAUCGUACUUUCCGGAUGACCACACAGGCGACAUAAUUGCUCAAGGUCUAAAGGAUGCGCUGGCAUCAUGGUCGUUGCCCGAAGAUCGCAUGGUUUGCAUGACAACAGACAGCGGGGCUAACGUUGUCAGUGCACUGCGGAUUAACAACUGGCAGCGGCUUCCUUGUUUUGGCCACAGGCUUCAUAUUGCCAUUGAGAGGAGCAUGCGGGACCCUAGAAUAGACAGAGCCAUUGGAGUUUGCAAGAAAAUGGUCGCUGCUUUUUCCAGCAGCUGGAAAAAGAAAAAAGCUCUUGCUGAUGCACAAGAGCAGCUUAAGCUUCCUCAACACAAACUGAUCACAGAGUCACCAACAAGAUGGGGCUCAAGACAGCGCAUGAUUGAGAGGUUUCUUGAGCAAGAAAAAGCCAUUCGUCAUGUUUUAACUGCAGACAAAAAGCACAGGCACCUUGUGCCAACAUGGCAAGAUGUUGAGGUGCUGGAGGCAGUAAGCAAAGCACUUGGACCUCUGCUAGAAUUUACUGACGCUCUGUCAGGUGAGCAACUUGUAACAGUUUCUUACUUAAAACCUGUGUUGUCCUUGUUCAACACUGAAGUUCUGGCGGUGAAGUCUGAUGACACAGAGCUUACCAAAAAAAUCAAACAAACCAUUUUGGAGUACCUGAACACAAAGUACUCUGAAGACUGUGUGGAAGAGUUGUUGAGUUUGGCAUCCACACUUGACCCACGGUUCAAAAACCGCUAUAACAAUGAUGGCAGGAUCAAAACCAUUGAGACAGCAGUGACUGCAGAACUCUUAGCUAUGGUGACAGAGGAAGACAGCCCUACCCCAGGCCCAUCAACUGCUGCUCAGGCUACAACAGUGGAACCUGAAGCAGGUGACGCCUCUGAGCCAGCAAAAAAGACCAAAAAGUCUUUUGGCAGUUAUUUCAAGAAACCACAGGAAUUCAGAGGCGAGUCUCUGCACAUUGCUAUAGAAAAGGAGAUCCAGAGCUACUUAAUGAUACCAGAGGUGGACAGUGAUGUAAACCCACUUGACUGGUGGAAAACACAAGAAAUAAAUUUCCCCAGACUUGGGAAACUAGCAAAAAAGUACCUAUGCAUCCCUGCCUCAAGCAGCCCUUCUGAGAGGGCUUUCAGCACAGGAGGAAAUAUUGUUACAUGUCACCGUGCAGCUCUCAAGCCAGAUGCUGUGGACAGGCUGGUGUUUUUAUCACACAACUUGAAACGCAUGUAGAUCCAAAGAAACCCAGUUAAUGGCAAAAAAUUGUUCAAGCUGCUGAAAGCCUGUUUCCUCUGUUCAAGUGACUUUUACAUUAUAAAGGCUAUUUUACCUUUUAGUCUUUAAAUCAGUAUAUUUUUUUCUUUAGUGCAAGAUUUGACAAAUCUGAAGGGUUUCUAAUUUUACAGCUGUUACAGCCGUUUACUUUUUGUGCAAUAUUGGACAGAACUUUAAGUCAGUAAUUUAAUUGAGAGAAUAAAUGGGCUAGUUUUUUGUAUUUUUGACUAUAGCACAUUUUACAGAAGGGAGUAAUUUGUUUACAAAGAUUUUCUAGUGAUGUU
Molecule: messenger RNA, 1842 nt
Organism: Pimephales promelas (fathead minnow)
Lineage: Eukaryota; Metazoa; Chordata; Actinopteri; Cypriniformes; Leuciscidae
Source: RefSeq, a predicted model, not a curated record